AUGGACUCAGAGAACAUGAACACAAGCGAGCACUUCGAGAACAUCGAGAGGCUUUUGCCUUCUCCAGCAGUCGACAAGGUUGCAUUCAUGAAGUGCCUCCAAGAGCUCUUGGGAGAUCAGCCUGAUCAGAUGGCCGCCUUCGUGAGAUGGCGCGCCUCCCAAGAGCGUCGCACUCCGAGUCCGCCACCAACCCCCGCAUCCGAGAUCCUCUCGCAAAUCAAGCUACUCGAUUGCCGUCAAGAGUACAGGGUGGUGGCGCUCACCGAUGUCGUUUAUCUAGGCACGGAUGUCGACAUACCGUUGGCAAAGGACGAUUCCUUCGAAUACAUUAUCCGAACCGGUGGCCAGAUGCUGGACCAGCUAUGCGUAGCUCCGGCUGUAAGCGAUUCGAUGGACCUCCACGGGUGUAUAACCGAGCUGCAUACCCCUCCGUCUCUCCCAUCAGCGCCAGCCCACGAGGUGUCACUUCCAAGAUUUGUCCAGGAUUUUGGCCACCUCUGGUACAAAGAUCUGCGCAAUGAAAAAUCCGCUGCCCAAGGGUUCAAGGAAACCGACUACAUCGCCGUAAUCGAUGUCACCACCCCAAAGAAACCGGUUUGGCUCGUAUAUGACUAUUGCCCAGAGAACCCGCUAGGAGAUCGGGAGCCGGUGGUUCUUGACCAUAUGGGAUGCCAGCGCGCUGUAUUCCCAAACGUCACGGCACAGUUUGAUACGGCGCAAAUCCUGGCUUCAGUGCAUAAUUGGAACGAUGGGUUGACCCCAAGGAUGAUCGAACGUCGUAUAAACGAGACUGGACGAGUUGCGGAGCCAGUACCGAGGAUAUCCAAUAGAUGGACGCUACUUGCAGCAAUUGAUCACGAGUGGAGUCGAUAG
Messenger RNA from Coniosporium apollinis CBS 100218, 873 nucleotides. RefSeq lists its product as uncharacterized. NCBI's taxonomy places the organism in Eukaryota, Fungi, Ascomycota, Dothideomycetes. The transcript has 2 exons. The coding region runs from base 1 to 873 and encodes 290 amino acids. The record is from RefSeq and is a predicted model, not a curated record.